Molecule: messenger RNA, 1095 nt
Organism: Saitoella complicata NRRL Y-17804
Lineage: Eukaryota; Fungi; Ascomycota; Saitoellomycetes; Saitoellales; Saitoellaceae
Exons: 1
Coding region: 1-1095 (364 amino acids)
Biological process (GO): calcium ion import across plasma membrane
Molecular function (GO): protein binding; calcium channel activity
Source: RefSeq, a predicted model, not a curated record
AUGUCGACGGUAUUCGCGAAUUGGUCUGGAGAUUGGUCGUAUCAACUCGGUGUGUCGACUACGAGUCCGCUUCAUGCUGUACAAGCUGGCGUCAAUACUUUCGUGCAGGACACGGAUUCGGUUGCGGCGUUGAUAUCGUCGAAUAACCUCACCGCGGAUACCACCAACGAGAAUCGUCCUCCGUUCGGGAUCUUCCUCAACCCAUCCGACGAUGACUUCGUUCUGACAUCCCUGGCCAACUCUUACUGCGCUAUCGCCGAAUUCGUCAACCCCACCCUGAAGUCAAUCAACGAUGCGGACGUAAUGGUAACGACCAACACACCCGGUCAAGUCCCGCAAGAGUUCUUCUACGUCAAGUCCCUAACCUCAAGCACAUUCUACAACGCCUACCUCACCCUCGCAAACGACGGCCGCGUCGGCGGAACGGUCUACCAAAUGCAAAACCUAACAACCAAAACCGCAAACACGACAUGUCGCAUUAUCUACAAUCUCUCCUUCUGCGAUAGCGUUGCGUACGCCGUCCCGGGGAACGACGAAUCAUACGAUACCAUCGCGAACUGGUAUGACGCCCAAGCCGAAGCGCUUUACCAGAACUUUACGCAUUCACUGGCACAAUAUCCGUGCAAUAUCACUGAUUCGGCGAAAUACUCACUCAGCGAUAACGUAACCUGCGAUAACUGCGCCGCAGCAUACAAGACGUGGCUCUGCUCGACGCUGAUCCCACGAUGUCAGAGUACAGACCCGUUCAGCAUGUAUCCAUCGCGGAAUGCGAGUACGAGUCGGAAUCCGAGUUUGGUGGGGUGGUUGCCGGAUAAUGCGCAGUACUAUGAGGUGUUGCCAUGUAAGGAUUUGUGUUAUGCUGUGGUGCAGAUGUGUCCGGUGGAUUUGGGAUUUACAUGUCCGACUGGAACGGGGCUGAAAGAGUGGUAUGGGGAUGAUUACGAAGACUCGGAUCGGACAAACAUUACGUGCAAUGCACCGUGGGUGACAUACAAAGUUAACGGAGCGGAUGCAUUGUGGCCUCGGGGAGGUGAAGAGACUGUGAUGUGGGUGAUCGGACUGGUUUGCAUUCAUUUGGCGUUCGUUUGGAUUUAG